AUGUACGACUUGCUUGAAAAGCUUGGUACCGGUUCAUUUGGAACUGUUUAUAAAGCCAUUCAUAAGGAAACGAACGAAGUAGUCGCUAUUAAACAAAUUGAUUUGGAAGAUUCUGAUGAUGAUAUUAGUGAGAUUCAACAAGAAAUUGCUUUAUUAUCGCAAUGUGACUCACCAUACAUCACACGUUAUUAUGGCUCGUUUAUCAAAGGAUUUAAAUUAUGGAUUGUGAUGGAAUAUUUAUCCGGUGGAUCAUGUUUAGAUUUGCUUAAACCUGGUCCGUUUGAUGAACAAUAUCUUGCCAUAGUUCUAAGAGAACUUUUAUAUGGUUUAGAAUACUUACAUGUUGAAGGCAAAAUUCAUCGAGAUAUCAAAGCUGCAAAUAUUCUGCUUUCUGGUGAUGGAAAAGUCAAAUUAGCUGAUUUUGGUGUCGCUGCACAGCUUUCAAAUAAUAAAAGUAAACGAAAUACUUUUGUUGGCACUCCAUUUUGGAUGGCACCUGAAGUAAUUCGACAGGCUGGUUAUGACCACAAGGCUGACAUAUGGUCUCUAGGAAUUACAGCUAUUGAAAUGGCUAAAGGAGAACCACCAUUAUCUGAAUACCAUCCAAUGCGUGUUCUUUUUCUCAUCCCUAAGGCCAAGCCUCCCGUUUUGGAGGGCAAUUUUUCAUCUGCAUUCAAGAACUUUGUUGAAUUAUGUUUGACAAAGAAUCCUCUCGAUCGACCUACCGCAAAAGAAUUAUUGAGGCACCGAUUUAUUAAGUCAGCUCGCAAUACAGUAUCAUUGCAAGAGCUUGUUGAACGAUAUGAAGUUUGGAAAUCUAAUGGCCCACAAAGAGCUGCUUCUGUUUUCCAGAAAACUUUAACUCUAAACAAUAAUAUAACGGAAUUAGUCUGGGAUUUCGAAACUAUCAAACAAGCGGCAAAAAAUGGCACCAUAAAGUUAGAGACGAGCAAGGAUGGUACUUUCAAGAUUGAAACAAAGAAUGAUGGAACUAUCAAGUUAGAGACAAAUAAGGAUGGUACUAUAAAAUUAGAUCCAGCCACAAUAAAACGAUUGGAAAAGGCAACUUUAUUAUCUUGUUCAUCGAAUUAUUCUACAGUUCGAGCUUCUGAUUUUGCCAAUCAAAGAAAUCUAGAGGUUAUGGCAAAUUCCAAUGUGAAUGGAACAAUAAUCCAAACUUCAUCUGCAAAACAAAUUCUUACGGUUGAUUCGCUUUAUAUGAAUGGCAGUGGACUGGAUACUGUAAGAGCACCAAGGCCCUUUAGUGCGGCUAGCACAACUUCAAGUAGAUCAUAUUCAACAAUCUCUAGAAAAAAUAUUGCUGAACCUGUAACUGAAGAAGGAUUUGCUGGAAGACAGCUUGUUAAAGAAGUUAUUCUACCUUCAAUAUCGCAGAUCAAGUUAAAAGAAUUAAGAGCAAAUGAGAUUGAAGCUAUAAAUACUUUAGAGAAAGGAAUCGAGGACCUAGAUCAUGCUAAUCCAGAUUUGGUUGUAACGGUAUUAGUGGAUAUCCUAUCACGGAUGAAAAAUAAUGUUGAAGUAUGUGACAAAUUAUCUGAUUUGGGAAUCGUUUCAGACGCGUUUUUAACAGCAAAUAAUCAUUCAACUACAGACACCGCAUCAUCGCGAAGUGGAUUGAGCAAUUACGGAUGA
Messenger RNA from Funneliformis geosporum, 1653 nucleotides. Lineage: Eukaryota; Fungi; Glomeromycota; Glomeromycetes; Glomerales; Glomeraceae. The record is from the annotation of a GenBank genome assembly.